AUGUGCGGUAUUAUCGCUCUGAUCCUGGCGAAUCAGUCGGGGGCUGCUGCUGUCGACCUUCACGAAGCCUUGUAUCUUCUCCAACAUCGUGGUCAAGAUGCGGCCGGUAUCGCGACGUGCGCGUCCGGUGGUCGGAUCUAUCAGUUGAAGGCGAAUGGGAUGGCUGCCAAGGUCUUCAAUGACGGCUCCAAGGUGGCAGACCUGCCGGGCUCCAUGGGUAUCGGACACCUGCGGUAUCCCACCGCGGGAAGCAGUGCCAAUGCCGAGGCGCAGCCAUUCUACGUGAAUAGUCCGUAUGGCAUCUGCCUCGCCCACAAUGGCAACCUCAUCAACGCCCCUGAGCUCAAGCGAUACCUGGACCUGGAGGCGCACCGUCACAUCAAUACCGAUAGUGACAGUGAGCUCAUGCUGAACGUCUUUGCUGAUGAGCUCAGCGAGACCAAGAAGGCGCGUGUGAACAAGGAGGAUCUCUUCUCCAGUCUCAGCAGAAUGUAUGAGCGGUGUGAGGGUGGAUGGGCCUGCACUGCCAUGCUUGCUGGUUUUGGGAUUCUUGGUUUCCGUGAUUCCUAUGGCAUUCGUCCCCUGGUCCUCGGUUCUAGACCGUCGCUCGAUGGGGAGGGCACCGACUACAUGAUGGCGUCGGAGUCGGUCGCUCUGGACCAACUUGGUUUCACCAUCAUCCGGGACAUCCAGCCUGGAGAAGCCGUCAUCAUUGAGAAGGGCGGCGAGCCUGUCUUCCGUCAGGUAGCUCCCAAGAAGGACUACGCUCCCGAUAUAUUCGAGUACGUGUACUUUGCCCGUCCGGACUCGGUAAUGGACGGCAUUAGCGUCUACCGGAGUCGUCAGCGCAUGGGUGAUCGCCUUGGCGCCCGGAUUCUCGAUGUUCUUGGACCGGAAGUUGUCAAGAGCAUCGAUGUUGUGAUCCCGAUCCCCGAGACAUCCACAACGUCGGCAGCAAGUGUCGCUCGCUUUCUUGAUAAGCCCUACUGCCAAGGCUUCGUGAAGAACCGCUACGUCUUCCGCACUUUUAUCAUGCCGGAGCAGAAGACUCGGCAGAAGGGCGUGCGUCGCAAGCUCAACGCUAUGAAGGCUGAGUUCAAAGACCGCAAUGUCCUUCUGGUGGAUGAUAGUAUCGUGCGUGGCACGACCAGCCGUGAAAUCGUCAACAUGGCGAGAGAGGCAGGCGCUAAGAAGGUCUACUUUGCCAGCUGCUCCCCUGAGAUCACCCACGCUCACAUUUACGGUAUCGAUCUGGCAUCGCCCCAUGAGCUGGUCGCACACGGCCGGGACACCGAAAGCAUUGCCAAACAUAUUGGUGCCGACAGUGUUAUCUACCAGACUCUGGAUGACCUCAAGGGCGCCUGCGCCGAGAUCGCGAAAGAGAACGGUCUCUCGGAGCCUCAGAAUUUCGAGAUUGGCGUGUUCUGUGGUUCCUACAUCACACCAGUCUCCGACGGAUACUUUGAGCAUCUGGAACAGAUUCGUGGCGAGGGCCGGAAGCUUAAGGCUCUGGAUAAGGCCAAGGAAGCCGUUGCCCACGGCUUCGCUAGCGAGACAGAUUUCAAGAUGGCGGCCAACGGCGUCCAAGUGGAUGCCAGCGGCAAGAUUGUGCCCGCUACGGGCCCUCAAGACUCCCAGGUGCCUCACGUUGAUCCUGCUGCUGCUCCUCGUCAGGCUGCCUUGCUUUUGCUUGACGUGCAAGCAGUCAAGCCUGAACCGAGCAAGGAGCCGUCAAACCCGGAGAACACUAGGCGGAAAACAAGCAGACGACAAGCCCUGACUGAUGAUUCUCGGGAGGGGGAAGUCAUUCCACUUGAUAAUAGGAAGAGAAAAAGAGCUGCUUGCACAGCAGCUCUCAUCGUGGGCGAUGAACUGCCUCAUAACUUGGGAAAGAUCGAGGUGCCGCCGAAGCUCGACGUGCAUGGCUUUAACGCCAUCAAAAGAGAAAAGAAGAUAGAUAUAGACAUGUUGGCCGAUGAACUACAGCAUACAGCCGACAAAGCAACAACAAAAACAACGUUGACUCUGGAUGAAUCGACUCUGAACAAGCGCAAAACAGCCAAAAAGAACCCAUACGGACUUACUCCCGGUAUUAGUCCCUUUCCACACUGGUCUCAUCCGACCGCCGAGGAGUGCGCGGAGGUCAACCGGCUCCUUUCCAGCGUGCACGGAGAAAUCAACCCCCCCGCCACCAUCCCGGAACCCUCGCUGACCGUCACGGGGUGCGGUGAAGUGCCAUCCGUUUUGGACGCGUUGAUCCGGACUCUUCUCAGCGGCGCUACCACGGGCAAAAACUCGGCCAUGGCCUUUAACGGCCUGGUGCAGCGGUUUGGGAUCUUGACCGAGGGGGUCGGAAAGGGAAGUGUUAACUGGGAUGCAGUCCGGCGGGCGCCGAUCCAAGAGGUGUACGAGGCGAUGAAGAGUGGCGGACUGGCCGAUAUCAAGAGCAAGAGCCUCAAGGCUAUCCUUGACAUGGUAUACCGUGAGAAUCAGGACCGCAAGGACGCCCUUCAGCAUGAGCAGCAGCCGACAUCACUUUCCGGGACAAAAGACAAAGAUUACGAUAUUGCAUGCGCGGAACAACACGUCCUCUCGCUCAACCACUACUACCAUCUAAGCAACGAGCAAGCCAUGACCGAGCUGGUCAAGUACCCAGGCAUUGGCCCCAAGACGGCCGCCUGCGUCCUUCUGUUCUGUCUACAACGGCCAUGCUUCGCCGUCGACACACACAUCUUCCGCAUCUGCAAAUGGCUGGGUUGGGUGCCGACUGAUCGCGCCACAGAGAUCACAGCCUUCAGUCACCUCGAGGUGCGCAUCCCGAACCACCUCAAGUACUCGCUGCACCAGCUCUUCAUUCGCCAUGGGAAAACCUGUCCGCGCUGCCGUGCCAUCACCGGCCAGUCCGCAGCUGGGUGGGAGGACGGCUGUGUGAUUGACCAUCUGGUGAAGCGCACAGGGAAGAGAAAGGGGUAA
Molecule: messenger RNA, 2973 nt
Organism: Penicilliopsis zonata CBS 506.65
Lineage: Eukaryota; Fungi; Ascomycota; Eurotiomycetes; Eurotiales; Aspergillaceae
Exons: 5
Coding region: 1-2973 (990 amino acids)
Biological process (GO): purine nucleobase biosynthetic process; purine nucleotide biosynthetic process; base-excision repair
Cellular component (GO): cytoplasm
Molecular function (GO): amidophosphoribosyltransferase activity
Source: RefSeq, a predicted model, not a curated record